AUGGGUCGACCAGAGUCGUACCACGGUCUCACAGAAAACCAGCAUGUAACAGUGCGUUGUUUCGCAGUUUUAACAUUUUACCCAUUUAUGGCUAGUCAGUUUGCUUUGAUCACAAAAAUUAGCGGUGACAAUUUCUUGGAGAACAUUCGCGUCGUUCCAGUUGAUUUGAUGUUCUUUCAGGAUGUUGUCAAAAUGUUAAUCGCAAUUUUUAGAAGAUCGAAAUUAAAAGAAAUGAUUCUGGAAAUUGGUGAGCUCUGGCCGAAAGAUUUGGACAGUAGCGACCCCAAGGCUGCAAUACUAAAGUCCUGGAUUCGUAGGACCAAAACUCUUCUUGAUAUGUUCUUCAUUUUUGCCAUAACGAAUUUGGCUUUAUUCGAGGUUAUACCGUUUCUGAUAAGUGUAUUCAACCUGUGCAAUGGCAACGAAGUCUACUUGUUUCCCUUUCAACCGCCUAACUUCUGGGAUGUUGACUCUUUCUGUACUUACAUUCUAAUUUACUUGUGGGAACUGGCUGGCACCGUACCCUGUCAGAUGUGCCUGUACCUUCCCUUUGACCUUACAAUCGUCAUUUUAACGUCAAACGUCAGUGCCCUCCUAAGGCUUCUUCAAAUGGACCUCGAGAACGCAAUCAAGAUCCAUGAUGAAGACCAAAACUUGAAGAAGAACAUUAAUAUGACUGAUCCAGAUAGUUAUGAGAACGUUCGGACGCUUGUAAUAGUUCAUCAAAAACUAUUAAGAAUAUCAGAUCAACUGAGCAGUGUAUUUGGGUUGGUCAUAUUCAUCCACGUCGCCUUCGCAGCGCUGGAGAUCUGCUUUUUUGGGUUCCUGACUUUGGUGUACGGAGGAGUAGCGGAUACAAUCGCUAACUUACUGACCGUAUUCAACGCGGUGUUCACAAUUUUUCUGCUGUCGCUAUCCGGACAAUUCUUGUGUGACACGAGUUCACAAGUAGCAGACGCAGCUUAUCAAAGUUAUUGGUUCGAGAGCGAUGUCAAAGUGAAGAAACUCAUCCUUUUCAUAAUAAUCAGAGCUCAACGUCCCAGCUAUUUGUCAGCUCUUGGAUUUUCUCAGUUGACUCUCAAGUCUUUUUCAAAGAUCAUGAGCUCCGCCUGGACCUAUCUUUCACUAUUGAUACAAGUUUAUGAAGAAACGUAA
Molecule: messenger RNA, 1155 nt
Organism: Spodoptera exigua (beet armyworm)
Lineage: Eukaryota; Metazoa; Arthropoda; Insecta; Lepidoptera; Noctuidae
Source: the annotation of a GenBank genome assembly